AUGAAGAACUCAGAGAAAUGGAAAAAUUAUUUGAUAUGGAAAGAGAGUGAUGCACCAUUUAUCUAUAACGAUAUCCAGACGAGAAAAUCGCCCAUUGAUCAAAUCGACGAUGUGAGCAUUGGAAUGCAUGCUAUACCUGAGACUACAACCGGGGGCUGUCAAGCUGGUGACUGCCCCAAUAAGUUCUGCAAUAAGGAAAGUCAGUACGAUAAGACAGAUGCAAAGCAAGCAAGGAAGAGGAAACCAAUCAGAAAAGCAAGUCCUAGGAGCAAAGCCGUUGGAUCCCUGAAGUGUCUUUGCAAUGCGUCGGCGCAAAGCAGCGCUACUAGGGGAGCACAGCUAUGCACUUGUGCAACCCAGCACUCGGCAACUGAUUUGGAUAUUACGACCACAGCUGUCAUGGUUAGCUCCGGUAAUUUCUAUGGGAUGAGUGACUCGAAAACUCGAAUGGCCAAUAAGAAGAUUCAACAUAGACAGAUGGCACAUAAAGAUUCUGACACCAAUGUGCUAAUAGACCGAAGUGAAAAAUUAUCCCUCGAAAAGCAGUGUGUUAAAACAAAAUCUUAUCUCCUCUACCCAGACCCCAACCCAUUUUUUACCCUCGACGGAACGCAGGUAUAUUUAAUCAUCAUCAAUUCCUCCCGCUGUGGUUUAGCAGCGGUGAGGGAAUGUAAUCUAAGUAUUUAUUUAAAACGAGAUUUAUUUACAGCCAGCGAUACAGUAGAAGAUGCGAUUGAAGACAGCUACAUGCUAACAGAAACUAUAACUGAUGAUACUUCAUACGGCUCCAUUUCAUACAGAAGCGAUGAAACCAAAACAGACACGACCAUUUGUAGCCUAGCCGCCGUCGACUACGAUGAUUCACCAAGACGAAGAAAAUUCAGGGUUAAAGUCGUUACCAAAACCAACCAAGCGACACUUACAGACAAAACUAGACUUUGUGAUACAGGCACCAUCACUAAUGACUGGUGGAGCCCUCUAGUUGAAAGAAGAGGCAAUGAUGAAAUACUUCUAGAAAAGAAGCAAGGGUACAACACUAUUGAGAAGAAAGAUUUGAAAGACACGAAGGAGUUGAAAGAGUCGAAAGAGUUGAAGGAAGUUAAGAGGAAGAGGAAGAAUUGUGGAGUGACAACGGACGGUAGGAUUGUUACUUUUAGAAGCAGGACACAGAUUAUACCGGCCGGUCUACUCCCUGGAAUGAAUGACAUCAUGUCACCAUCUCGGUACCUUUUAGAGAGUCAGAAAUACUACAACGAACUAUUCGCCUACAACUUCCGGAUACCUCAAGGGGACUAUUUCGCUCAGAUGCCAAAAUAUCAGGACAGAGAGAAGGCCAGAUCGCCUUUGGGAAGCCGGAGAAAUCACCAUCGCAAAACGAAAAGGCUUGAUGAAUGCUACUCUCCUAGAAGACAGGUGUCCCCGCGAAAACGUCAUACGGAGUCCACUAAGACAUCUGAUUCUCCUCGCCGAAGACCCUACGCUCAUUGUUACUCCAACAGGCAUUACGUAAAAUAUAAUUCUCCCAGAAAAUUAAUAUAGUAGUACUAAGAAGAUAGAAACGAGCACGAAAAAUAAAGCAAACUUCACGAAACUAAUGGAAAAGGAAAAUAUGAUUCCUUUCAAAAUAUUCAGUAAAAUAACAAAGUUUUUUAUACUUAUUAUCCAAGUGUGUUGGUUAUGUCAGUUGUUUGGCAUUGUUCUA
Molecule: messenger RNA, 1702 nt
Organism: Helicoverpa armigera (cotton bollworm)
Lineage: Eukaryota; Metazoa; Arthropoda; Insecta; Lepidoptera; Noctuidae
Exons: 12
Coding region: 1-1539 (512 amino acids)
Source: RefSeq, a predicted model, not a curated record